UGUGAAACGAAAAAACGCCUCAUCUUUUUCGCACAGACGGCGCCAGAGUCGUUCCUGUAUGUAUAUACAUACGUAUGCCCAUGCCGUUCACGUGUAAUUCAGUAUUGAGUCGAUGUUCCACGUAAUUAGAAACUCUUCAACGAGGAUUUAGAAUCUAAACCUUAAAAAUGAACGUAAUUACCGAAUCCGAGAACAGACGUUUGCGAUCCUUGCAGGAGAAGAAACAGUCAUUUAAAGCAAAGGGACAACUUAUACAGCAAGCAUUGAGUAACUUGGAUAACACUACGAACAAUAAGAAAAUUAUAUUUGAUGGCAUUGACAAACAGCAAAGUCCAAAGAAAAAGACGAAGAGAGAUUUGUUUGACAGCGACGAUGACAAUAAUAACGAAAAGGAUUCUCUAUGGAAUGAGGACGAAUUUAAAGUCAAGAAGAGUAAAAAGAUAACUCUUGGCAAUGAUGCUCGUUUUACUCUAGAUGAUCGUUUUACAGAAGACAAUUAUCAAACUGAGGAAAAUAAAGUUGUUGAAGGUGACGAGUGUAAUUUGCAGAAGGAGAAAGAAAGGCAAUUGGAUAUUUUAGAAAGUAUUUUAGGAACACCACUUAAUGUAAAAAGCCAGGAAACAAAACCUGCUAAGAAGGGAUUGAUGAUACGAUAUGAUCCAACUGAAAACAGACAUUGUGAAUACGAAAUUAAACCUGCACAGCCAGAAAUUAAAGAGAAAAAUACUAAAAAAAAGAAAUGUGAUAAGUCUAUACCAGAAAUUGUGGAACCUGCACCUCCAGAACCUGAAGUGUCCAAGGAUAUUUAUUAUGCUGUAUCUGAUACUUUGGUAGAGAGUCUGAAACAGAAAGAAGAAUUUAGUUUGUUAAAAGCAUAUGGAAAGGAAAAAGAUGACACAGAAAAUAUCAAGGAUAAUGAUGCAUCCAUUGUAGAAAAAACGCAAAGAUUUAGGUUUAAUUUUAAUGCAAACAACGCAUUUAAACAUGAUUCAUCUGAUGAUGAAGAUACAUAUGAAACACCAAAUAUAGAUAAUGAAAUUGUUGUUGAAACUAAAGAAGAUACUCAACAAAAUAGCUUAUUUGACUAUAAAGAUAUUCUAUUUUUUGAUAACAAUGAUGUACGAUUUAAUGAGGCUACAAGAUUCUUCAGCACAGAGGCUGCUUCAAAUGAUCAACUUAACAAUUUAAGACGCGAAUUGAAAACAAUUGUACGUAUGAAAGUUCGUAAUAACGAAAGGAGGCGCCAACUGCUUGUAAAAAAAAGAAAAAUAAAAAAGUCCUAGUAGUAUUUUUCUAUUUUAAAUAUCUAUAAUUGUGUAAAAAUAUAACAAUGAAUACAACAACUGGACAAUUUUAUUUUA
This is a messenger RNA of Solenopsis invicta (red fire ant), 1361 nucleotides long. RefSeq lists its product as uncharacterized. The transcript has 8 exons. NCBI's taxonomy places the organism in Eukaryota, Metazoa, Arthropoda, Insecta, Hymenoptera, Formicidae. The record is from RefSeq and is a predicted model, not a curated record. The coding region runs from base 168 to 1283 and encodes 371 amino acids.